This is a messenger RNA of Dermacentor silvarum, 10350 nucleotides long. Its product is annotated as transmembrane protein 62. The transcript has 14 exons. Lineage: Eukaryota; Metazoa; Arthropoda; Arachnida; Ixodida; Ixodidae. The coding region runs from base 366 to 2360 and encodes 664 amino acids. Gene Ontology annotation, molecular function: hydrolase activity. The record is from RefSeq and is a predicted model, not a curated record.
GAGCCGAUGAACGAACAGAAAACGGCGAAUGCGGCAAAAGGUUCUCUGGCCCGACUGUAUUUUAUUUCCUCCCAUCGUGCGGCCUACCGUAACUGCCACGCCUGACUGCAUAGCUUUGACAUCGCCAACGGCGCUGAACGCAAACACACUUGUCACUUGCGUCAUGUGUCACAGCUGACGUUGCCCGGCUCGACGCGAUGCGAUGAGGGCGAUGACGACGAGACGGCCACUGCGGCCACUGGUUCCUUUCACGCGGGGAACAGUUCGCUUCCACAGCUUUUUUCUUCUUCCUCGAAGGCUACCUGGCACGCUCUUGUCGCGAUUUGAAGACGACGCACCUCUGUGAUUCAUGUUGAUACACUCGAAUGUCCAAUCCGCCGCGACCAACACCGCAGAGCAUGGCGUGCACCAAGCAAUUGCUGGCUGUCCUCGUGUUUUUUGUACUCGCGUCACUAUAUGUGGCGAACAUCGACGACUCGCCCAAGCAAGAACAAUUGUGGCCUGCCGAAGUUGACGACGUUUCGGCGGACACUGUACCCAACGACGAACACCGCCACCUCAUGUACUUCGUUCAGGUCUCUGACACGCACCUAAGUGGCUCGGUACCGCAGCGUGCAGUGCAAUUGAAGGAGUUCAUUGCUGAAACCAUAAUGCAAAUCAUCAAGCCACCUGUUAUAGUAAUGACAGGUGACAUCGUAGACUCUCUGGGUGCUCGUUUCUUGGACUCUGGUCAGCUGCGCGAGGAGUGGCAACAAUACUGGCGAGCCAUCUAUGAAACUGGUGUCACGCGCAAACAUGUCUGGUUGGAUAUUCGGGGAAAUCAUGAUAAUCUGAAUCUUGCCUCUGUGGAACAUGAGCACAACUUUUACAGGGUGUACUCUGUGCAAGGACGACAACAUUUGCAUUCGUAUUCCUACACCCACCAUGAUGGUGGUGAUCGCUACACAUUUAUUGGCAUUGAUACCUGCACUGAUCCCGGUGUCAAGCGACCGUUCAACUUCAUCGGCUCUCUGCCCCAGGCUGAGCUGAGCAGCUUGCAGCGCAUUCGGGAGGAGACACGAGGAAGCAACCUGACCAUCUGGUUUGGUCAUCACCCAACACGCAGUGUGUCUUCUGACAAAAUCCAAGAGCUGCUCAGGUUCGGUGGUCCUUACUUGUGUGGCCACUACCACAGUCUGCUGGGUUUCUUCCGGGGCAUGUAUGCACUGCAGCCAACGGGGUUCCUUGAGCUAGAGCUGGCCGAUUGGAAGACCGGUCGCCUGUUCCGGGUUGCAGCAGUGGACCAUGGUCUGUUCAGUUUUGUGGAUGUACGUUUCCGUGAGUGGCCUAUAAUCCUUGUUACAAAUCCAAAGAGUGCUGUGAUGGCCAUGCCUUCUGUGGAGCCGUUGCACCGCAUCACCCGUUCAACUCACAUCAGGGCCCUGGUGUUCUCGCCUCUACCAGUGUCAGAGGUGCGCUGCAGUGUGGACGACAGCCAUUGGCAACCCCUGAAGCAGGUUGCCGAGGGUCCCCUGUGGGUCGCCCCAUGGGACACCAAGGAGAUCUCGCCAGGGCUGCACACCCUCGUGGUGCAGGCCAUGGACCAUGAAGGACUCUGGUCGGAGGCUCAUGUGGUGACCUUCUCGGUGAAUGGUGCCCUGCCCCCCCACGAUGUGGCCAUGCGCAUCCUUCUUCAGGGCGGCAUCAGAGCGCUGCGGCUCCUGUUUGUACUGAUCGUCCUGGCAUGUGUGCUGCCCUUAUGCUGGAUCAAAGCAGUCCAAACAUCAACAUGGUUGGGUCCUCCUGACCUCAGUCCAGAUCGUCGUCUGUGCUGUGGCCGCGUGACCCGAUGCCUGCACCUGCUGGUCUCAGUGGACGUGCUCUUCUGGCCAUUGGUCACCCUGCCUCUCUACCUGGCCAUAGGACCCUGGUUUGUUGGUGAGAUGGUGGAGGGCCACUUGGGUGCCUGCUUUGUCUGGGGCAUCAUUGUCUACGGCACGUUCCUGCCCGGUGGACUCUCCUACUUCUAUGGCAUGGUCUUUAUUGCGAUGUGCUAUGUGCCAUUGGUGUGCUGCCUGGGGUGCACACUGUGGCGAAGGCGCCAGGCAUUGCGUGCGGGUGCUGCAAAUCCAGCAGUUAGUGCACUGCCACUGGUGGCUGUGCUGUCCCUCCAGUGCCUCUGGGCAGCCCUGUUCGUCCUCGCCUAUGGCUACCUGGCACUGGUCUUUGGCUUCCUGCUUGUCGGCAUGCCCGCCGUCUCUGUCAUCAGCUGGCAGAGGGCGCGUACACUGCCCUACCACCGCCUCGAAAAGUUUGAGCGGUUUGUGAGCAGUGGUGCGGCCAAUGAUGGCGCAGCCAACAGCAAAGCCGGUUCCAGCUGACAGGCACCUGCUUCCAUUCCUUCUUCGCCGUAGCUUCCUUUUCAAUCUUACCGGUUGUAAAAUCCUCUUCGUAAAAUGUCACGUUGUGAUCUCUAGUCAUUUCUUAUUAGAUUAGGCUGUGCAUCCCUGUAUGUUUUAGCCACUGGCAAAAGCUUAUGUUAACCCUUCCUUUACCAUAGGAAACAACAAAAAUUUUACCAAAUUUACCAGAAAUGUGGUGUACAGAUGGCUAUGUUUCCAGUGCAAGAAUUUAAGCAGCCCUUAAUAAACACAGACAACAGUGGAACCUCGUUGAUACGAUCUUCACUGGAACCAUAAAAUAUAGCGUAUCAUUUGAAAAUCGUAUUAUUCAAUGUAUUAUCCAACCAAAUCGUAUUAUCGGGAAAAGAAAAAAAAAACUUAUCAUCCCGAAAAACAUAUAAAUCAGAAUCGUAUCAGUGAGGUUCCACUGUAAAUACAAUCGAAGUAACAUUGAUACGCGCCGUCGUCUAGUGUCGAGUACUGCAACUAAAAGCAAGCUGGUACAAUGUUCAUGAUAGGUUCGCACUGCGAGGUAUUUUUCCUGAUGACAAAUAUGCACAUCAUUGGUUACAUUGGUGCAAAUAAUGGUGACAGCUAUAACCAACAGCUGUAAUCGGCAGAGAAAGGGUUAACGCAGAUGGUGUAAAAUGGGGCAAGUUGGUUUACACUUGAAAAUGAUCUAUUAUUUCUUAGUGCUCUUAGAUCAUUUUCAAGCUUCUGCUAAGACUUCACAUAACAACAAAAGUGACAAGCAGAUGUGCUUUUAACAAGUCGUUCAAGAAAUCUUGAGAGUGUGCCAGGUUUCACAUAGAAUUUUUCACAACUGAGCAGAUUGAAGAGCUGUGGCUAUGACUUAGUCUCGGGGCUUAACCAUGAACAGUGCCUGGGUGUUGUGCCAGACGAAAGGAGCGCUACACUGGAAAGCUUCGGAGGCAGUGGCCCUAACUUACUUCACAUGAUUUUUAAGCAAGAGAUGAAUAAACUUGGAUUACUAAAGUGAGUGCACUUUAACAUGGCAGGAGUGACAGACCUGCUCGAACUUGGAUGCAAGAGAUGCUGGUGGCCUUUGGAACAACUUGGUUUUCAGUUAAGUUGGUACUAGGUGAAGAAUGUAAUUGCCAUUGGAAUACAGUUAAACCUUGAUAUAACAAACUUCAGUAUAACGAAAUUCUGUAUAUAACGAAGUAUUUAACAUUAAUAACUUCUUUUUCAUAAAACACCACAUAUUUUAAAACUCAAUAUAAUGAAGUGUGUUUAUACACUGUUUCAAUAUAACGAAAUUUCACUGCCACCAUGAAUGAAUACUAAGACAAUGAUUGGAUACUUCCACAGAUGCAGAUGGUCGAAUGAUUGAAUUACAUGCGGCUACUUGCGAAUGCACUUCUCAAAUUACGCGCCGCGCAGCCAAGUGCAACCACCGAAGUGGAGCAGCAUCAUGUUUCGUAUAAAGUGCGCGUGCGAUGAGAUCCUAUCGUGCCCUGUGUGCUGUAUGCUUUAGAUGCAAGUGAAAGCGUGUGAGGAUGAGCCGAGAAAGAUAGUGGCUUGAUGAGUGAGUGCCAUCUUCUCAUGUGAGUGGGGGAAGGGAGCGAGCUCACCGUAAUGUGACGAAGCGCGCACGAGCCUUGGGGGAAGGGUGUGGGGGACAGAUUGGCACAUGUCUCCUUUUUUAGCAUGGCCGUGGUUGCACAUGGCUGAGUGCAUGCGCAGCUCACACGCCCUGUUUUAAAGCUAAUCUGCCGCUUGUGCAAAGACUGGGUGAGCUUAGAUGGCAUGGCAUCGUGUGCUGUGUUUCUGCAGGUUUAGUGCUGGAGGUUGCACAAUCCUGAGUUUCAGAAACUUGUUGAACAGAGAGGCAGACGAAGCAUUCGCUCCUUGCUGCCGGCACUUUUCAUGAUAGAGUUGUCCUUUCGUGAUAGCAUCGUCCCACUGCGCGCAACACUAUCAGCGACUGGGGCAGAGUGGAUGUGAAAGCAUAGCUGGCUUCACAUCGUACCACCAAUUUGAAGAUAUUGUUGACAAGGCAUGAAACCUUAUCUUUCGUCGCCGAUACACAAAGUUAAAAUUUUUUUUUUCUCAUUUAAUUUUGCUUUUCCUAAUUGCCCGAUAAUGCGAAAAAUUAUGCCGCCCCUUCCGUGUAAGAAAAAUCCAUCAGCCACUGUACUUAUUUGCAUAAAAAAAAUUUCAAAAUAAGAAAAUUUCGAUAUAAAGAAACAAAUUGCCAAUUUUGCUGACUUCGUUAUAUCAAGGUUUAACAGUAAUACACACUGGAAUAGAGAAAAGGAAACAUUGAUGAUCCGCCCUAGUCGCCACUGGUGUUUCACUGCCUGAUUGUUUUGCCAUGUGUCAUCUUGAUGGAACACGGGUCCUUAUAAGUGAACUAAAACACACUCGCCAAAUAAAAGAAAUAUUGAUUCUGGUGUUUUGGGGUCCAUAACUAUCCAAGGGUCCCAUAUGGGCUCCAAAACACCAGAAUCAGUAUUACAGUAGACUUCCAUUAAUUCACCUCCAGUUCGAUCAUGAUCAAAGGCCCUGGCCAGCGCCCAUGCAUUUCUAUGGACACAAACUUUCCUUAUUUCGAUCUUAAAAUUGGCCUUUGCCGGAUAAUUCAAACUUGACCAGUCAGCAUGCGCAUGCCUGACCCCUAAGGUUACCCCAAUAGCGAACCCUCUGGUGGCAGUCCCUGUCUCAGCAGAGCUUAGGCGACUGUGGAGGAAGGAGUAAUAGAUGGCAAGACAGGGAGGUUAGCCAGAGGCGACAGUGAAUGCAUUGAACACACGUCAUCUCCUGUCAAAAAUGCCUAUCCUCAGGCUGCCAUGGGAAGAAAGAUUUCCAAGCAAUAACCGUAGCUCACAAUGUCUGAUUAUGAUAUUUACCUGAUUCUAAAAUGUGCCCCCUUUUAAUUUUUUUUCUUCUUUCUUUUUUUUUCCUUUUUUUUAAUUCAUGAUAAUUGGGCUGAAAAUUGCCUGCGCAGUGCAAUCGGACCCGAUAACAGAACUGCCUUCAGGGCAUUCCUAUUCUUUACUGCAUAACACAGGUGUAUGGCGGCGAAGCUGACUUUAGAACACCAGCCACCAUUGUGUAACACAUAUUAGGUCCAUGCCCAUUUUUCUUGCUAAAAAACUGGUAUUAGGUUUCUGCUUUGUUUAGGAGACAUUAGUUUUCUACUUUGGACACAUAAAAAGUGAGCACGCGUUUGAUUUGUGGGCAUGUUAGAAUCUGGAAAAAUACUGCCAAAUGAAUUAGCAGUGUGUUUUGGAGUUUUUUUCUCCAUCUUGUUUAAUUCAACCUGCCAAAUAAUUGAUCUAUUACAUCGGUCCAAUCAAGGUCGACAUAACGCAAUCGCUUUUAUUUUUUAUUUUAUUUGGCAAGUAUGUUUAGUUCAAUUAUGUUCCUUUCUCACCAGAUGGGUUUCCAUUGAACAUGGGACUGUAGGUCUUUAUAGUGACCUUGCUUAACCAUAUGUACACUUUUUCUCCAGCAAAAUACUUAACUUUCAGGCACUUCUGACGAAUGUAGCUUAAUGCAAAUAUGAGGACCCUUGUUAAAUCUCUGAUGUUAGUGUUUGAACCACUAUAGUAACUCUAUUUUUUUAGAUAUCACUUUUGUUUUACUAGAGAGCUCAGCAGUUUCAAAAGGGUGUCUGUCCAACCUAACUUUGUGCGUUAAAGUAUUUUGUACUACAUAGAAGAAAAAUUUAGCAAUGUACACCCAGCUUGUUGACUGAAUUGAACUGUUUCAUUCAGUAUUCUGUUAUCCUAAAUAUUUGCACAGCAUUUCCAUGCAUAAGCUGUUGCAUUUAAAAUGACACCUGCUGACCUGUAACUUUUACACUCUGCUCAAAUUCUGUCAAGAGACCUCACGAGAGUUUCCUGAAUUUGUGAUGAAAACUGCACCUUGGUGUGAUGUUCUAUAUAUGUAUUUUCAUUUGCUGCACUGACUUCACAGUUUCAUCCAUUCAUCUUGUGCUGUUAAAAUGAUCUUUAGGAAAGGAAACUACUUGUACAAGCUUUCCUGUACAGUUCACAGUAAACUGCUGCAAGUAGAUAUUUGUGUAAACUAAUUAAAGAGACACUAAGGAGAAACUCUAAAUUAGUUUAGACAGAUGAAGUUAAUAAAGAAAAUAAACUUUCUUCCCAAGGCGGAAUUCGAACCCGCGUACACCGGUCCCAAAGGGAGCAUCGUAACCACUAUGCUAUACAGCCACACUUGCAGAACAUGCAUUUAUGCGAACCAUAUGAUUGCGUUCGAGCGUCGUCGUCUUCGUCCACAGCUGGUGCGUUCGUACGCUUGUGCUCUGCGAGGUGAAGAGGUUUUGUGCGCUAUGAGAGCGAGAGAGAGAGACUCAUUCACGGAGCGGGUCUCCUGGAACGCGGUGUCGGCAUUGAAACGCGGUGUCGGUGUUGCAAGCGGCGCUAUGCAACACGCAGUGACGGCCUUAAAUCCGAGACGCGCGAAAAGAAAUCAUCAUCAUCAUGAGUAAUAAGUGGAAAAGUUUGCGCGCACUUCCAGAAAAUGCUGGGCUACUUUCGCCCAGCUUCGCUGUUUCAAGCAUUGCAGGGCUGAGUGCAAGGUUAAACGUUUUUUUCUGGGUGUUCUCACAAUCCCUGAAUGGCAUUAAUAGCCUGGUGAAAUAAACUUGUUAGCCCUUCAGUAUGAUUCAGCACCAUUAUAUGUUUAAUUUCUGGCUUUUUAUCAAAUAACUUCACUCGUAUUGUGCUUGCUCACAUUCUUGCACCUUUUUCAGCUGUAUAGCUCCAGUAUGAAUUUUGUGAAAGCACUGUGACCUGUACACAUUGACAAGCUCCUCAAAAAUUGUUUUAACUUUGUUUUUUACAUCACAAAUCUUGUCCUUGUGGUCUGUUUCAUACAUUGAUCAUUGGCAAUUGCCUGAUUUUGUCACUUAGAAAUUGAAAACAGACAUCGUCUGCAAGCCAGAUACUCAAAGGGCAAUUUGAGCAAGUGUACUAAUAUUUACUUUCAAUGCCUUGCUACCGCUGCUGUCAACGUUGCAGUCCGUUUUCUAUUCUGUUCACGGCAUGGGAUGAACUUCUGGCUGUGGUGGCUGCAUUUCGAUGGAGUGAAAUGCGAAAAUGCCCGUGUACGCAUUGGGUGCACAUUAAAGAACCCUAGGUGGUUGAAAUUAAUCCAGAGUCCUCCACUCCGGCAUGCCUCAUAAUCAAAUGUGGUUUUGGCACGUAAAUCCCCAGAAUUGAAAUUAGCAAGCCACUGGCAAAUGCACAAUAUUUUUUUUUCAUGUUUUUAAACUAGGUCUCAUCACAGCAUGAGAACAGUACAACAAAUCUCUGUCAGCUGUAGAGAGUGCUCACGGUUAAAUUUCAGGUAUAGCGCAAAAGGACGACAGAGGAGAUGAAGAGACAGCGCUGCAAACGACUGAUUGUUUAUUGCAUGUGGUCACUACAUAUAUACAGUAAAAGCUCGAUGAUACGAUCACGGCUAAUACGAAUUUCCGGAUGAUACGAAUUUUUCUGUGGUCCCGGCCGAGCCCCAUUACUUUGCAACGUGCUAGAGAACGGUUGUUACGAAUCAAUUUUCAGCCUGCGUCGGUUGAUACGAAUAAACGCCGCCCCACCGACGGCCGCGAAAGAGAACAGCGCGCAGUCACGCGCUUUCUCUCCUUCUCUUUUGGUGCGGAGGCGCGGCGCCGGACAGCGCAGACUCCGCGACUGGGCGCGAAGAGUUUGAAGCGGUGGCGCUUCAAGAAAUAAAUGCUUUUUACGUACAUGUGCCUGAGUGAGUUCACCUCUGACUCUUUAAUUUAGCUACAGUCGAAUCUCGUGAAUUCGAACACGCUUAUUUCGAACAUACCGCGCACCGACAAUGCUCCUAGCAGCGCGCCAAAUAACGCGGCGGCGCCUCCGACCGGCAUUGCUCCGACACCGCCAUAGAGCAAAAGCUCAGGAGAGACCCCUCAAUGCCGCGCGCGAAGGAACAGGAAAAAAAAAAAAAAGAACCCGCGGCGGAAACUUCCUCCUCUCUCAAAUUGCAAGGUCGCCGUUUCUGCAUCGCGCCGGAACAAGCGUGUUCUAGACAACCGUAUUCUAGCACACACUAGUGCCGACGUCUCAGCCACGCGGAUAAAAUGGCAGUGAACCCUUCUCCUCUAUUUUCUAGUCACAUGUUGACCUUGCACGCUGCGGCAGCAGCGCAGAGGAAAGCAGCGGCAGAGGCACAGUCGGGCCAACGAAACUGCCACGCCCGCAAACGCUCGCUUCCCGAUAACGGCAGAAAACGAAACUUCAGGGGGCGGCUAAAAUAAGCUGGCGCCAGCACGGCGGCGGGCGCACGGAGUCGAAGGUGAGAGAGCUACGAGGGAGUUGAGAGGGAGGGCGAGGGGAGCCACCGAAGCGGCGGAGUUGACGCGGCCAAAUCCGCUUCCCUGCCGCCCACCUCCCUCACCUUCGACGGUCUCCGCGCGCACCCGCGUGCCGGCGCCGCUCGCUCGCUCCCUGAAGCUUCGUUUUCUGUCGUUAUCGGGAAGCGACCGUUAGCCAGCGUGGGCAGUUUCGUGGCCCGCGCUUGCUAUGCGCUUGCGCGCCGCGAUAUUUCACGACUCGCACCGUUCGUGCAUCGUGCUAUGGUGCACGAAUACUUCAAAAAUACGUACUUUCAAUUCGAACAAAUUUUCGGGCCCCUUCGAGUUCGAAUUAUCGAGAUUCGACAGUAGUUUUAAUUGUGUUUCGAUGAUACAAAUUUCGGCUAAUAGGAAUAUUUUUCGUGACCCCGUGAGAUUCGUAUCAUUGAGCUUUUACUGUACCCACAUAUAUCAUAAGCUUAUUGCCCUUGUCAAAUGCUGCCGAUGGUUACAUGCAAUAUGAACUUGUGUGAUGGCCGCUCUCAUAUGACAAGGUUGAACUGUCCAAAAUAGAUAUAUUUUCGGAUUUUGCCCAUGCCUGAGUCGCACCUCUAACUUUUGGGGAUGAAAAUUCUUCCGAAUGAAGCUUAGUAAAUGGAAUAAAGGAAAGCACAAACUUCAAAUGUGACGGUAGUAAAGACCGAGAUUUCCAUCCAGUUUGAAGUUUUUGCUUUCCUUUAUUUCAAUCAGUAAAGAACCAACUAGCCCAGCAACACAUUUUGUUAAAAUGAAGCUUAUUUUAGCUGUACUGAGACGUAGGCAGAGUUGAGUGUUGCUUGGUUAUGUUUUUAUUGGUGUUGUUAUCUGGAGCUUUCUGUACACACAUUGCAAAACUCACUUUAUGGAACAUCUGCAAAAAAAAAAGUGCACUCUGUCAUGCAUGAAAUUUUAACAAAAAGAAAACUGCUACGUUAAUCUAUGUGGUAGCCUUAGCCCUGAGCACACUGUGUUCCCACGUUAAUUCCUUGCAUCUCAUGUUGAGAUUACAUUUACAGAUGCAACGUCUAUGCAACUGCCUAUUACAACUUUUUAUUUUGAUUCCAUGGGUGUGUCAACCUUUCUCUUUACUCACUUCAUUCGUAUUGUGUACAGGCCUGUGAGCUUUACUCCUGCACAACUUUCUGUGACAGUGAAGGGAGAGCUACACAGGCAAAGCACAAGUUACUGUACAAAGUAGUCCGGCAGGAUUUGAUAGCGCUUCAGUUGCUUGGACUAGGUACUGAAUCAGCGUAGUUCCUACGUCUGGCAGCUUUGCAUUUGCCUAAAAGCAGAAGUGAAAAUCUGAGAGUUAAGCUCAAUAUUGAGUGGUGUACUACUUAUCUUGUUAUAAGCACUAAAUUGUAAAUAAGGUGUUUGUUCUCUGAUUUCCAGCUUAAACUAAUGUGAAUGAGAAUGUAAAACUAUAUUUUCAGCAGCGCUCUUACUUUUGUGCACUUCACCUCCGUAUCUUUCCCUCCGUUGCCGCAGAAACUUGACUGUGAGUAUGACCAUGUUGCAGCUUAUGCCUGCAUCCAUCUGUGAUGCUAGUCACCAGCAGAGUUAUUAGUAUUGCAUGGUGCCUCACCUCAAUAAUAAAGAAAUGUUCUUGGUUGUGUA